This is a messenger RNA of Triticum turgidum subsp. durum (durum wheat), 927 nucleotides long. Lineage: Eukaryota; Viridiplantae; Streptophyta; Magnoliopsida; Poales; Poaceae. The record is from the annotation of a GenBank genome assembly.
AUGCCCACAAACAUUUAUAGAGUUUAUUUCUCACAUUCCUGGAAUCAGACUUGUGUCCUUACAGCCCCACAUGUGCAGGUUAAAGCACUAUGCGAGAAGGCUAAGGAGAUAUUGAUGGAGGAAAGCAAUGUGCAGCCAGUCAAAAGCCCAGUGACAAUCUGCGGUGAUAUUCACGGACAAUUCCAUGAUCUUGUUGAGCUUUUCCGGAUUGGCGGGAAGUGUCCAGAUACUAAUUAUUUGUUUAUGGGGGAUUAUGUGGAUCGUGGAUACUACUCCGUUGAGACUGUUUCUCUCUUGGUAGCACUGAAGGUUCGCCACCCACAUCGGAUUACAAUCCUCCGCGGAAACCAUGAGAGUCGGCAGAUCACACAAGUAUAUGGAUUCUACGAUGAAUGCCUACGAAAGUACGGCAAUGCAAAUGUAUGGAAGAUAUUCACAGAUCUUUUUGAUUAUUUCCCAUUAACAGCCCUGGUGGAAUCUGAAAUUUUCUGCCUGCAUGGUGGUUUAUCUCCAUCGAUUGAGAAUCUUGAUAGUGUGCGUAGCUUGGAUCGUGUCCAAGAGGUUCCACAUGAGGGUCCUAUGUGUGAUCUUUUAUGGUCUGAUCCGGACGAUCGAUGUGGUUGGGGCAUUUCUCCUCGUGGUGCUGGCUACACAUUUGGGCAGGACAUAUCUGAGCAGUUCAAUCACACCAACAAUCUCAAACUUGUUGCUCGGGCUCAUCAGUUAGUUAUGGAGGGAUAUAACUGGGCUCAUGAACAAAAAGUUGUUACCAUAUUCAGUGCUCCAAACUAUUGUUACCGAUGUGGCAACAUGGCAUCCAUUUUGGAAGUUGAUGACUGCAACGCUCACACCUUUAUUCAGUUUGAGCCAGCCCCUCGGAGAGGUGAGCCAGAUGUGACAAGGAGAACACCUGAUUAUUUCCUUUGA